Molecule: messenger RNA, 3144 nt
Organism: Klebsormidium nitens
Lineage: Eukaryota; Viridiplantae; Streptophyta; Klebsormidiophyceae; Klebsormidiales; Klebsormidiaceae
Source: the annotation of a GenBank genome assembly
CCGCGACUCUGCAGCUAUCCUAGCCUGUUGAAGGAAUCGUGGGCGCACCUCAAGGCUCACCUAAGCCUAAUCGAGGCUGGAGGUGGUGCCAGCAAAGAUCAUUUUGAGGGAAAAGUCAGGCUGCUCAAACGUGGCUUUCCUCCAUUCCUUUUGAGAGUCAUUCUUUGCAGAGUGGUGCAGCGUGCUGCAUUCAGCUGUUGACUUGGCACAGGAGUAUGGGGGCCAGCAAACGAUGACCUCCAGAUUGCGGGUGUUGCAGCGCUUGCACCUGAAUUAGAGCCAAAUCCUAUUCUGGUGAAAGAUGGAACCCCAACAAAUCGCUGGCCCACUCAGGGAGCUGGUGGUGAAGUUGCUAAGGAGUACGGAUGACGGCACGAGCAGCACUUCUUCAGUCCCGGAGGCGUCCAUCUCUAGAACUUAUCAGUACGCUUUGCGGCUUUUGGGAAGCAGGAUCUCGGCACCCUUGGCUAGUGACGAAGCUGCAGUAGUGGACUCAAUCAAGAGGAGUCUGAUUCAUAAGGGCAGGGCGUCUGAUGCUCUUACAUUCUCCAACCUACAUCAAAGAUUAGGGGGUCCACCUGGGCCUGGCAAGCUGGGCAAGCGGUGGAGCCUCCUCUACCUUCUGAAAAGUAUUGCGGAAGACAGGGCCUCUGAUGAGAGUUCCUCUGGACACGGUUCUUCCGGCUUUGAGUGGAGCAUCUCUACCCCUGCGGCAGCUGGAGGCCUUCCUGCACGUCCCUUCGAUAGUCGGUCCAGCACCGCCAAUGGAGUUUCUGCAACCAGCAAGAAAAGCCACAGAAGCACUGAACAGCUGGCUCAGAACGAGUCUGAACUCCGGACGGACAGUACAGCACAGCUAGCGGUCGCCCCGAAAGGCAAUGUGGACUCUCGGCAAGCAGCAUACCAAGAGUUCAUGCACAUAAGACAUACUGAUGCUCAGGUUUCGGAGCAGGACCUCGUUCGGGAUGUAGUAUACACGUGUCAGGGCAUUGACGGCAAGCACAUCAAGUUUGAUGCAAAAGCGGACGGGUUUGUGAUCACCGACAGCGUGCGACUUCCAAGAGGGGCCCGAUUACUCAUACUCAAACUUUGUGAGUUGGGGUGGUUGUAUAGGAGAAUACGGACAUAUGUGAGUGAGCGCCUCUCGCCCGCAUCGCUCGAGUUGGUAGGACAGGCGUUUGGUUCCGCUCUGCAACAAGAGCUGGCUGACUACUACAGGCUCAUGGCAGUCUUGGAAGCACAGGUGCAGCAGAAGGCGCCCGGCCCUGGGGAAUUGGCAGGCCAGAGUACUGGUGGUGGUUCCUACUUGUCCUUGCGAAGGUUAGCGGUUUGGUUGGCUGAGCCCUUGCUACGAAUGCGUCUGAUGGCCAUUCUCGUGGACAACUGCGGGUCACUGAAAGGUGGCGCUUUAGCUAGCGCGCUCCACAUGCAUCGACAGCACGGGGACCCGUUUGUGCACGAAUUCAUUGGUCAGCUCCUGGAGAAGGUGUGCUUGCCCCUCCUGGAGAUGAUUCGGCGUUGGGUCCUGGAAGGGGAGCUCGACGACGGGUAUCAGGAGUUCUUUAUCUCGGGGGACCUGUCCGUGGGGGACGACGGCCUCUGGCGGGACUGCUACAAGGUUCGGCAAGCCAUGCUGCCGUCCUUCAUCUCUCCGGAGCUGGCCCACCGCAUCCUCAGGGCCGGCAAGUCCAUCAACUUUUUGCGCGGCUGCUGCCAGGACGAGGGCUGGGCCGAAGCCACCGACGCCGCCGCGGCCGCCGCCCCUGGCGCGCUCUCCCUGACGUCACCCUCCGGCACUCUCGGCACGCUCGUCGAGGCGGCCGACCAGCGCAUCUCCGCGCGCCUGGUGGCGACCAUCUUUGGGCGGUACCGCUUCCGGGAGCACUGCCUGGCGAUCAAGCAGUACCUGCUGCUAGGGCAGGGCGACUUCAUCCAGUACCUCAUGGACCUGAUCGGGCCGGACCUCUCGCAGCCGGCGGGGCUGGUCAGCAAGUUCAAGCUGGCGGGGCUGCUCGAGGCGGCCGUGCGCGCGUCCAAUGCGCAGUACGACGACAGCGCCACGCUGGACAAGCUGCGCGUGAAGAUGCUGGAGCACGGCGACGGCGACCGCGGGUGGGACGUGUUUUCGCUGGAGUACCAGGCGGCGUCGCCGCUGAGCACCGUGUUCACGGAGGCCGUCAUGCUGCGCUACCUGCGCAUCUUCAACUUCCUCUGGCGCCUCAAGCGCGUGGAGCACGCGCUGAGCGCGUCGUGGAAGGUCAUGAAGCCCAACGCGGCGGUGGUCAAGCCGGGGCGGGGCAACCAGGAGAGCGCGAAGACCUUGGCGGAUGAGCUACGGCGGUGUCACACUCUCCGCAACGAGAUGAACCACUUCGUGACCAACCUCCAGUACUACAUCAUGUUCGAGGUGCUCGAGUGCUCGUGGUCCGACUUUCUGGCGGAGGUCGACGCAGCGGCGGACCUCGACGCGCUGAUUGCGGCGCACGACACGUACCUGGACACGAUCCUCAAGAAGAGCCUGCUGGGGGAGCGCUCGCAGCAGCUGUGCAAGCGGCUGUUCACAAUCUUCGACACCGUGCUGCGCUUCAAGGGCUUCGCGGACCGGCUGUACGAGAUCGUCCGGGACAUCCAGCACAAGCAGCGACGGAGAGAAGCCGAAGUGAGCGCGCGCACGGGGGCCGGCCAGUGGGGGUCGCUGGGGGGCGAGGACGAGCACCACGAGUCCCUGGUGCAGGAGCAGCUGGACAGCAUCGGCAGGAACCUUGACGCAAUUGCUGCCGAGUACUCGUCUCUUUUGGAGGGUUUCACGGAUCAGCUCCUAGUGCAACAGCAUGUCGACCUGCGAUUCCUGUCCUUCAGACUCGACUUCUCCGAGUUCUACACGCGACAGCGGGCAGACAGAGCCAGCACGCCUCUCAAGCUAAGAUGGCCUGGUUUGUUAGGAGGACAGCUAUAGCUCAGGGUGAUCCACGAGGUCGGUUGGCACAGGAUGAGAGCCAGAUAAAGUGCUCGUGCUUGAGUACUUUUGAACGUAUCUUGCUGGUCUGCCCCAUGCAUAUGGCAAGUUGAAACGUGGCGAUGUAUCAUAGACUCAUGUCCCAAAGCAGUCGAUUGUGACUCUCAAGGCGCAUGAGAAACAAGGGC